Acanthoscelides obtectus is the source of this 610-nucleotide messenger RNA. NCBI's taxonomy places the organism in Eukaryota, Metazoa, Arthropoda, Insecta, Coleoptera, Chrysomelidae. The record is from the annotation of a GenBank genome assembly.
CCCAUGAGAACUUUUAACCAGAAUGCUCUGGAAAGCUUGUUCACAAAGUUUGAGCAAGAUUGACCGGGGACUGAUUUUCGUAAGGUGGACGCCGGAGGUUUGAACCUAGAAAACAUAGAAGUUUGCGACCACACAAAACCUGGAGUCAUAAAAUACCUGAAAUACGAAAAAGUAAACAGAACUACGAAAGCAAUGUCCGUCAAAAUGGUACUGACGAGACCUAUUGAUCAGAGUGUUGGGCUGAAAAUAGAAGCUGAAAAGUGGGGCUCCUCAGGAUGGACGAAAGUUCCGUAUUUGCCUAUAAUACCGGAUGCUUGUAACACGAUGAAGCGAUUCUACAGUCAGUAUAUGAUAGAUUUUUGGAGGACAGUCGGUGUAAAGAAUCCUGACAAAUGCCCUAUUCCACCGGGUGACUACAUCCUGAAGAAUUACACCUUCGCGAGUAAUCCCCAAACAGAACAGACGGCAGUACCUGUACACGGCAGAGUACGGCUCACAGUAUCACUUGUCGAUAUGACUACCAAAAUUCCCUUUUUGUGUACAAAUGUCUAUAUGCAGUCAUGAAAAACUUGACAAGCCUACCACUGCUACUAUAUUACAAAUUCUGUAU